ACUUAAUUAAUUGAAUAGCCAAAGUUUUAUUUACUUGUAGUUAUUUUGAAGAGAGGGGGUAACCAAAGUUGCGCCAAUCAAAUUGAUGCAAUUAAUUUGAUAUCGAACUAUAACUGAAAGAAAAAAAAAAACCCUUUUAAACAUGAGAAAAACAAAGAGAAAAAAAGCCCAAAAAUAAUCCGAACGUUAAAAUCGGUUCUCUCUCUCUCUCUCUCUCUCUCUCUCUCUUUCUUUCCUCCCUCCACUGUCCAACUCUCCUCUUUCUCUUCCCCCCUUUCCCCUCCAUAUUUCUCCCUCUCUCUCUUUCUCUCUCUUCUCAGCAAUUUCUUCUCAAACACAAUUCAAAUCUCAAAUUCCCUAUUCCAAUCCCAUCAGCAAAAAAACCCAACUGUAAUUUUCUCCAAAUUCCCCCUAAAAACUCAGAAUUUCAUUAGCAAAAUUCAGGCAAAUUCCCAGAAAUUCAAUCAAUCAAAUACCCUUUACUCCAAUUCAUCAAUGGCGUAACACCCAGAUUCCAAAAAACAGAGAAAACACCCACCAAGAACAAGAACAGGAAGAAGAAUAAGAAGAGGAGGAGAGAGAAAAUUGAUUGAGAAUUUCAUCAUCAUAUAUAUGGCGGCGAUGGCUCCAGAAAGAACUAGACAUCUCCAUAACUUCUCCUUACCACCACGCUUGAAUUGGGGUACUCAAAAACUUCUUCGUUGCGCCAAAAUCACCAAUACCAACAACCCCUCUUCCUCAAACGAUGCCGUUUCCGAUUCAAUUCCCGGCGACCGGAAACGCCGAAACGCAUCGUUUCGAUCUCCUCAACCGCCGUCUAUUCGUCGCGGUGAAGUCGACAAUGAAAUCGAAGUUAUUCGAGAAAAGCUAAUGCUCAAUCUUCGCUCUGAAGUCGAUAAAAUUAACGCCGAUUAUAUGGGAAAUUCCGAAUUAACCCCUUCGAUUCCGCCGCCUCCUCCGCCGGAAUAUCGACCGUGGAAUCUUAGAACUCGCCGGAGUCCGGCGACCGUUGAAAUUCCUCCGGCGACGGUGCCGGCGGAAGUUUGUGUUUCCGGGGUUGAUGGUGGGAGAGCGAAGUUUUCGGUGCCGUUGUCGAGGAAUGAGAUUGAGGAUGAUUUCGUGGAGAUGACGGGGAGACGACCUCCCCGGAAACCGAAGAAACGAUCUCGUUAUGUUCAGAGACAAUUGGAUACGCUUUUUCCGGGGUUAUGGUUGUCUGAGAUUUCGCCGGAGAUGUACAAAGUUAAUGAGACUCCGGAGCCUCCUAAGGUUGGAAAGUGAAAAUGAGAUAAUCGAUGGGUGGUGUUGCGGGAGUUUUGAGGUUGCUGUCCUUUGACAGUGGUAGUAUAUGAUACAGGUAGAUUAGUUCUACUGUAAUUGUAUUGGAAUUGGAAUUAUAGUGUAGAAGUGUUUGUGGAUCAAGGGUUUCAGGCAGAAAGUGUUGGUAAUUCUGUUGUAUAGUUGGCCAGUUGGGAGUAUAACUAGAGCUGAUAUGUUAGUUUCUUUUUCUUUCGGAGUACUUGUUAUCGAUCAAUCAAUCAAUAUAAUUGAUUUCGUUUCUAA
Molecule: messenger RNA, 1563 nt
Organism: Chenopodium quinoa (quinoa)
Lineage: Eukaryota; Viridiplantae; Streptophyta; Magnoliopsida; Caryophyllales; Amaranthaceae
Exons: 3
Coding region: 613-1281 (222 amino acids)
Source: RefSeq, a predicted model, not a curated record